Linnemannia hyalina is the source of this 702-nucleotide messenger RNA. The record is from the annotation of a GenBank genome assembly. Lineage: Eukaryota; Fungi; Mortierellomycota; Mortierellomycetes; Mortierellales; Mortierellaceae.
AUGGCGACGCCUUUCAGACAAGUACGGGCCGACUACGACGACGAGACCAUCACCGUCUACCAGGCAUAUAAACACGCCAUCGCCAGCGCGGCCGUCGCCGAGCAAAAGCUCAAUGCGUCACCAGAUUUCCUCACUACACGAAUGACCUGGAUCAAACCCAGUUGGGCAUGGAUGCUUUACCGGGCAGGAUAUUCCUACAAAGACCCUGGGCAGGAACGAAUCUUGGCUCUGAAGAUGAAACACGACACCUUCAUCAAUCUCCUCGAACGUGCAGUUCUUACCACCCACGAUAGAGGGGGAACAAUGGCAAAUAUGGAAGGCGAAAAUUCACCAGCACUGUCAGACGGAACCUCUGAUAACACCAGUAGGCGAGUUCAUCAUAAUGUAGCAGGCGCCGAGAAGUCAUCCGAUGUGAAGGUUCAAUGGGAUCCUGAACGCACGAUCCGUUUACACAAGUUGGAGUAUCGGAGCAUUCAGAUCGGCAUCCCCAGAGCUAUCAGUUCGGACUGGGUAGAGCACAUGAUUGUCAAAAUCGAGGAUGUAACGGACAAGGCGAGGAGGUUAAAGCAGGUCUUGGACGACAAGCCCGACGUCACCGAUGAGGAGCUCAUCCAGCUCGGAUUGGUCCCGAAGGAAAAGCCAUUUGAGCUCCCGGAGAGACUGCAAAUUUCACUGCGGAUGGUGGGAGACCAUACAAAAUAA